UGGGGUGCAUGUCAAGUCAUAUGUGAAGGCCAUUGAUCACAUGCUUACAGUAACACAACCCUCACGUGUGAGCUCAAAGGACGCCCCCCUCUUCACAACUUUUAUCUACCAAUGAUCUGAGUUUUAAAACGAAUAAUUGGACAACGUCUUCAGGAGUAAGGCUUUAUUUUGGAUCCUAUCACAGGGACCCAAAUCGAGAUGGCCACACCAUCACCAUCAUCAGCAUCACCACCAGAACCACCCCUGGGCAGCACAGCACCACCAGAACCACCCCUGGACAGCACAGCUGAGGAUGAUGCAUUGGUGUUGCAGAAUUUCCUGGUGUGCCAAAUCUGCCAGGAGACAUUCAGAAACCCAGUGUCUCUAGCAUGUAACCACAGCUUUUGCAAGACGUGUCUGUUUAAUUCCUGGGGCAAAGAUGAAGACAGGAUGUGUCCGGUGUGUGAAACAGCACUGGAGGAGGAUGAAGAAGAACCGGAGAUCAACUUAACCCUGCAGAGAAUCACCGACGAGUUUCUCGGGAACGUGCAGCAGGACGGCGAAAGUCCGCCACAGACUGUGCAAGUAAUUUGCAACCAACAACACAAAUUGAAGCCGACGUGGUAUUGCAAAGAUGAUGAUAGGGUGAUAUGUGAGAGUUGUGAGAGUAUCCACAACCAUUCUGGGCACAACACAAUUCUUAUAGAAGACAUGGUGAGAAAUAUAAAGGACACAGUAUCCACGCGUCUGGAUGAAAUCCAGACACAGUUAACGCUGAGCAGAGAUGUUGAGGAGAGCUAUCUGCUUAUGUCCGCGCAACUAGAGAGCGAGAGUGAACAGGCUGAGCAGGAAAUCAGAGAAGAGUUUGAGCAGCUCCAUGACUUCCUACGAAUUUUCGAGGAGGCUCGGAAGGAGGCCGUGAAGGAGGAGGUGGAGGAGAAGAAGAAGAUCAUUCAGAGAGAGUUGAAGAUUGCUGAGGGCCACGUUCUUGUUCUGGCUAAGGCCAUAGCUCGUGUGCAGAGGGAUCUCGAACAAGACGACCAUACAUUUUUGAAGGACUCCAAUAUCAUAAAAGCAAGAGUCCAGUGCAAACUGCCAAAGCCACAGGUGAUGCGAGGUGCUGUGUUUGACUUAGCCAAACACACGGGUAACCUCAGAUUCCAAAUCUGGGAUGAGAUCAAGGGCACAGUGACAUAUUUCCCUGUGCUCCUUGACCAAAACACAGCAGACGGCUGGCUGGAUAUCUCUGACGAUUGGACCCUUUUUAGGGAGAUCAGGGACAAAAAGCCAGUGGCAGAUAACCCAGAACGCUUCACCAAGUACAUCUACGUGCUGGGCACACAAGGCUUCUCCUCUGGCCAACACGGCUGGGAGGUGGUCGUUGGGAGACGCAGGAAAUGGAGCGUCGGGGUGGCCGCAGAAUCUGUGGAGAGGAAAGACGAAACAUUUCUGGAGCCAAGGUUUGGAUUUUGGACAGUCUGGAUGGACGAGGAGAAUUGCACUGUGGGUGGAUUAACAUUUCCUAUUGAGAAGAAACCACAGAGGAUCAGAAUCCAGCUGGACUAUGAAGAAGGACGUUUGGCCUUCUACGACUCUCAUGACAAGAGCCACAUCUACACAUACAAAACCGACUUUGAAGACGAGACGGUGUACCCAUUCUUCAGCACCGAAACUGAAGAUAGUGAAAUCGGCAUCACACUUAAGCCAUUCGAUCUGUCCAUAGCUGCAAGCCCAACAUCAUGGCCAGAGUUUCAAUUUCCAGUUGGGACCCAAAAUCCAAAUCCCCCUAGUGAAAAAACACCUAGUGAAAAUUCUUCAAGUGAAAAAACACCUAGUGAAAAUUCUUCAAGUGAAAAUCCCGCUUGUGAAAAUUCUGCAAGUGAAAAUUCUUCUAGUGAAAAUGCUCCAAAUGAAAAUUCGAAGGAAUGAAUGUUGAAAACAAAUCACCACUGCUGUAGUUUAAAUUGUGAGCUUUUCUUCACCAUCUAGUGGCUUGGUGGCCACAAGUGGCUGCCUGCCUAGCCUGGUGACAAGAUGUGUCUCUGGGGGUAGGCAAUUAGGUUUGGAUGCGGGAUUAUUAUUUUUUUCCUGACAAGGGCAUCACAGGCCGGCCAUGGCCAUGGUUUUCUACUAGUUAAAAAGUUGUUCUAUUUCUUUGUAUAAUGUUAGGAAUACAUGUUUUUUUUUUACAUGCAUGCAAUUAUCAUGUAAUUUGAUUUUAAUUCAAAACAUUGAUUUUCUUCUAUGCACUGAUAAUAUGACUGCUGCAUCUUCUGGCAUCUCUCUCAUGAAAAGGGCGACCUGCCUUAGUAACCUAUAUGUAGGCUAUACAUGGGUUCUGAAUUGUGUUUAUAACCUGACUGCGCGAACCAAGCUGCACAACUCAACCUCUGAUUGUUGGAAACCACUGUCGGUCAAAAAAUGUGCUCGCAUGGUUGGCUGCCAGUGUCUUGCCCCUCCUCAUAACAUCUCGUUGAUAAACACUGAUACCAUGUGUGAUACUGAACCAUGUAUACAAUUGCCUGUUAUUUAUUGUUUAUUGUUAUGACACGUUUCAAUAGCUGAAGAUUGCUAACUAUCAAUGCAAAUUUUCUUUGUCAAAAGCCAUGGCACCAAAUAAAAAGUUGAUUACGAAUGCAGGACAAACAAAGAAGCAUAGAACUAAUUCUGUCUGCAUUUUUUGACUGCACUCACUGCACUGCACUGCUAUUUGCUGCAUCUGCGGGUUGAAUGUAAUUGAUGGUGAGCCAGAUUUGGCCCGCGGGCCACUAAUUGCAUACCCGGCCUGCUCUACAUGAUAUAGUGCUGCCUACAAAUGUCUUAGAGGUACAGGGUAUUAUCUUUGUAGUUUAUUUGCAAAACUUGUGCUCAAAUUUGAUAUUUUGAAUGUUCUUUUCUGGUUCCACUAGUGUGUGUUUUUUCAAAAUAGGCCUGUCUAUGAUGUCUGUGCGUGGUAAUUACAAAUAACUGUUAAUUAGCAAGCCGCAAUGAAACCUUAGAAAUUGUUGGUUGAUGGUAGAAAAUAAAAUAUUCCUGACAAAGAUUAAAUUUGUGAAUGGGCUGCAUAAAUUCUGACAUAUGCCUACUGCUAAAAUUUACACACUCCACCUGUAACACUGACAUUUGUUGCCUUAGGAAACAUGUAGGUUUGAAAACAAAUUUUGCCUACUUAAGUGUUUGUAUCUGAAGUCAUCAGCAUUCUAACGAAAUUUGAUUAUUCGAAUUAGAAUUAGGCCUAUAUGAUAAUAUAAGUAUAAUAAAAAC
Messenger RNA from Engraulis encrasicolus (European anchovy), 3243 nucleotides. RefSeq names its product E3 ubiquitin-protein ligase TRIM35-like. Gene Ontology annotation, molecular function: ubiquitin protein ligase activity; protein binding; zinc ion binding. The transcript is spliced from 7 exons. Bases 199 to 1908 code for a protein of 569 amino acids. Lineage: Eukaryota; Metazoa; Chordata; Actinopteri; Clupeiformes; Engraulidae. Gene Ontology annotation, cellular component: cytoplasm. The record is from RefSeq and is a predicted model, not a curated record. Gene Ontology annotation, biological process: protein ubiquitination.